Molecule: messenger RNA, 2478 nt
Organism: Dichotomopilus funicola
Lineage: Eukaryota; Fungi; Ascomycota; Sordariomycetes; Sordariales; Chaetomiaceae
Product: P-loop containing nucleoside triphosphate hydrolase protein
Exons: 2
Coding region: 1-2478 (825 amino acids)
Biological process (GO): rRNA processing
Cellular component (GO): nucleus
Molecular function (GO): ATP binding; nucleic acid binding
Source: RefSeq, a predicted model, not a curated record
AUGGCAACCGGCGGCUCAAAAAGUGGGCUUGCCCACCGCAACAAGUCGACGCCUAAAGAUGCCGAGGCAAAAUCAUUAAAGCGGAAAAGAGGCCAGGACGACCUGGGCAAGCUGAAGGAGGCUGUCGAUCAACUCGACCCCAAGUCACCCGACAUCAAGAACUUUACCGACCUCCCCGUCUGCGAAGCGACCGCCUCAGGCCUGCGCGCCUCCCAUUUCGAAGUCCUAACCGACGUCCAACGAGCCGCGAUACCCCUUGCGCUCAAGGGCAACGACGUUCUCGGCGCUGCGAAAACAGGCAGUGGAAAGACGCUUGCUUUCCUGGUGCCCGUACUAGAGAAACUAUACCAUGCGAAAUGGACCGAAUACGAUGGGCUCGGGGCCCUGAUCAUCAGCCCGACGCGCGAGCUGGCCGUGCAAAUCUUCGAGGUGCUGCGCAAGAUCGGGCGGAAUCACUAUUUCUCUGCUGGGUUGGUGAUUGGGGGGAAGAGCUUGAAAGAGGAGGCGGAGAGAUUGGGAAGGAUGAAUAUCUUGGUGUGCACACCUGGUCGGAUGCUGCAGCAUCUGGAUCAGACGGCUGGCUUCGACGUCGACAACCUCCAGAUCCUCGUGCUGGACGAGGCGGAUCGGAUUAUGGAUAUGGGAUUCCAACCGGCUGUUGACGCCUUGGUGGACCAUCUCCCUAAGACCAGGCAGACUCUGCUGUUCUCUGCGACGCAGAGCAAGCGGGUGUCGGACCUGGCGCGACUCAGUUUGAAGGAUCCUGAAUAUGUCUCCGCACACGAAGCCGCAGCGAGUGCUACGCCUGCCACGCUGCAACAAUCCUACAUUGUGACACCGUUAGAAGAGAAGCUCGAUACGCUCUGGGGGUUUUUGCGAACAAAUCUCAAGAGCAAGAUUAUCGUCUUCUUGUCGUCCGGCAAGCAGGUGCGAUUUAUCUUUGAGAGUUUCAAGCGGAUGCAGCCCGGUAUUCCACUUCUUCAUCUUCAUGGGCGACAAAAACAGGUGGCGCGCAUGGAGAUUACCUCGCGGUUCUCCUCGGCCAAGUACGGGUGCUUAUUUGCGACUGACGUGGUUGCGCGGGGUGUUGAUUUCCCGGCCGUCGACUGGGUCAUUCAGGCCGACUGCCCUGAGGACGCCGACACGUACAUCCAUCGUGUAGGACGGACGGCGCGGUAUCAGAGCAAGGGACGUGCUGUCCUCUUUCUCGAACCAAGCGAAGAGGAAGGGUUUCUGAAGCGUCUUGAGCACAAGAAAGUGCCAAUACAAAAAGUCAACGUCCGCGAGAACAAAAAGAAGAGCAUCAAGAACGAGCUGCAAAGCUACAACUUCCAAUCCGUCGACCUAAAAUACCUCGGCCAAAAAGCCUUCAUCUCCUACACCCGUUCCAUCUACCUCCAAAAAGACAAGGAAAUCUUCAAGUUCAAGGAGCUCGACUUAGACGCCUUCGCCGAAUCCCUCGGUCUCCCAGGAACACCACAGAUCAAGUUCCAAAAGGGCGAGGACAUCAAGCGACUCAAGAACGCCUCACGCGCCGCCCUCUCCAGCGACUCCGAAUCCGACUUCGACGCCGACGGCAACAAACGCGAAAAGAAGGACAAAGACCAAGUCCGCACAAAAUACCAAAAAAUGGCCGAGCGCCAAAACCAGGACGUGCUCUCCUCCCACUACCGCAAACUCGUUGACGGAGACACCACCGGAACCCCCGACGCCAACGAAGACGACGACGAAGCCGAUUUCCUCUCCGUCAAACGCGUCCUCGCCGACGACGCCCAACUCGACGCAGCCGCCGGCAUCGACAACCCAGCCACCACAACCAUCGAACCCCGCGUCGUAAAACUCGGCAACUCCGAACUAAUCAUCGACUCCAACCGCCGCGAAAAACUGCUCAAAUCCAAAAAGAAACUCGCCAAGUACAUGGAACGAGGCAACAAGCUCGUCUUCGACGACGACGGCGUCGGCCGCCCGCUCUACGAACUCCAAGGCGAAGACGAUUUCGCGCAGGAAGGUUCCGCCGACGCGUUGCGCACGCAGUUUGUCGCGGCUGAGACGGAGAAGGUUAAGGAGGCGGAUGUGCAGGAUAAGCAGGUUGCGAAGCAGAGGAAGAGGGAGAAGAGGGAUCGGGCGAAGGCGCGGGAGAGAGAGGAGGCGCAGAUGGAAGCGGAGGAUGGUGAGGGGAUGGGUCCGCAGAUUGGAGGGGAUGGGGACGAUGGGGAGGACCCGUUGGCGCUGUUGCGGUCGUUGCCUAUUGCUGGUGGUGGUGGUCGUGAUGAUUCCGAUGGCGAUAGUGAUGGUGGGGAGAGGGAGCCGCCGAUGAAGAAGGCGAAGAAAUGGCUCCAGGACGAUUCGGAGCAGGAAGAGAAGGAGAGGAAGAGUAAGAAGUCGAAGAAGGGUGGGAAGAGGGUUAUUGAGAUGGCGGAGGAGCCGGAUAAUUUGGAAGAUCUUGAGGCGUUGGCGGCCGGGUUGUUGGAGGAUUAA